Messenger RNA from Symbiodinium sp. CCMP2456, 1209 nucleotides. Lineage: Eukaryota; Dinophyceae; Suessiales; Symbiodiniaceae. The record is from the annotation of a GenBank genome assembly.
AUGGCAUACCUGACACUGGGCUGGCCUUUGCAGAUUGGUGUUGCUCUCGAUGUCUGUAUCAAUUUGACGAUUCCACUGGUUGCUGCAUUUGUUGGAUGGUUCACUAACUGGGUCAGCGUCCAGAUGCUGUUUUAUCCAAUAGAGUAUGUUGGCAUCGACCUCUACCGCAAGAAGCAUGUUCCCUAUGGUCUGAUUGGCUGGCAGGGCGUUGUGCCCACAAAGGCUGAUGUGAUGGCAGCGCGCCUCACAGACAUCGUCACUGCCAAGCUGCUGAGCUUGCCAGAGGCAUUUUCGCGCCUCGACGCGCCGCACUUCGCCUCUCUGAUACUCCCAAGCAUCGAGGAGUCCAUACGCAAUGAAGCGCCCAAUGGGGCGGCCUGGGCUGUGUUGCUGAAACCGCUCCUGCACUGGGCGCUCUGUCGUGUGGUUCGGGCACUGCAGCGAGACAUCGCACAGGUUCUGGAUCUGGAAGAGGUGGUAACUGAGGCAUUCCUGCGCGAUGUGCAGGUUCUCGUGGAGCUCUUCCAGAGGGUGGGCCGCCGGGAGUUGGAUUUCCUCGUCAUCUCAGGUCUUUACUUCGGGUUCGUCCUCGGACUCGCUCAGAUGUGGAUCUGGGCCCAUGUGCCGAGGGCGUGGACGUUGCCGGUGGCGGGUGCGGUCGUGGGAUACGUCACGAACUGGGUUGCUGUGAAGAUGAUUUUCGAGCCAGUGGAGCCGGUCAUGGUUGGGCCCUUCCUUCUGCAGGGCAUGUUCGAGAUGCGUCAGCCAGAGGUCUCCGUGGAGUUCGCAGAGUUCAUCGCCGCACGCGUCCUUACGCCGGCACGCGUCUUGGAAGGACUUUGCGACGGCCGGAGGCAAAACGAGUUUGCGGCCCUGGUGCGGGCAAAUGUCCCUGUCGUGCCAGACUCCGUGGUGGCUGCCGCCCUUAGCGGCCUUCGGACUCUGGCCAAGGAGCCCCCGAGUCACGCAGCUCACGUCUACGCGGCAGAUGCCCUAGGCAUCGAGGCUACCCUGGCCCACCGGCUGCAGCUCCUAUCGCCCAAGGAGUUCGAGGGCCUGCUGCACCCUGUUUUCCAAGAAGAUGAGAUCAUCCUCAUCCUUGCCGGCGGUGUGCUGGGUGUGGCCGCAGGACUGGUCCAGCUCUUUUUCGGCUGGGGCGGCCCUUCCGCUCUCCCGGCGGCCGGCAUGACUAGUCUAAGUGGGAUGUGA